CCCUUCGCAAUGGCAGCUGCCGGUUCAGUUCUCAAACGAUCUUCAGAGUAAAAGGAAGUGCAAGGGCACUGGGGAGGUUCAUUCCAUUCCUCAGACGAUCAAGGGAAAAAGUCGUCUGCCGCUAAGUUGGGAUGCGGCGGAAUGAGAGUUGUUGAUCUGGUCAGCUGUGAAGAUUUCUCUUUAUCUUUCAAGUUUGUUUGCUGGUUCUUUUAGAGGUCGAAAGUUUGAAGAAAGUGUCAUGGUCAAGAAUUCGAUGUGAUUUGAGCACGUUUUGUUUUGGAACAGUAGAGCUCGAAAUCUUUUAAGAGAUAUUUUUAUAGGAACUGAUCUUUCGUAUUAAAAAGGGGAAAAAGAGAUUCCAGAUAAUAUUCGUCUUGGUUGUUUAAAGAAUAUGGGUCCUCCAAUGUUUCAUUCGUGGUCUAUAGCCUUGUUAUUGUCUUACUGCAUUACAUUUUCAUCCAUAGUUUCUUCAAUGUCUGGCAACUGCACCAAGGGUCGAGUGACAUUCGAACGGACUCCUGGACUGCGUUUGCCAAGUGAAGAUCUUGUUGUAUUCGGUCCAUUGGAACUUCUGCCCAAGACAGCCCCUACAGCUUGUUACAGAAAAUGCCUGGAAAGUAACAACUGCGAGGGCUACUUUAUCGACCACGUGGACCAAAAGUGUAUUUUAGUGAGGGAGGACUCUCAGAACGUAUCCCUGGAGGGUCCGUUGCAGCAUAGCAGCGGCUGGAGCUACCAUCGGAAAAUCUGCUUGGAUGAUGCACCAUGUCAUAGACAGUGGUCUUUCGAUCGAAUUCCUGGAGUUCAGUUGUUUGGGUAUGAUGACAAACCUCUUUCCAACAUAGAAUCAAGAGAUGUUUGUUUGGAAAAGUGCAAUAUCGAAGACAGCUUCGUAUGUCGGUCAGCUCGCUAUGACCGCCUCAAGAACACCUGUGUUCUAAGCCGGCACGAUCGCCGAACAGCACCUGAAGCUUUCCGGAAAUCUUUGCGACAGGUGGAAUAUUUGGAAAAUCAGUGUGUAACAGAACCUUCUCGCUGCAUGUUUCAUCAACAGAGUGGUCGGACCCUUGUACAGGGAGGUCAUGUGCAUGUUCAAGGAUCGGCUGUGACGCGGGAAGAAUGUGAACAGGCCUGCGUUAACCACUCUGAUUUCACUUGCCGGUCAUUCGAAUUCGAUCCGGGUUCGAACUUAUGUCUUCUUAGCCCCGAUGACUCGUAUUCCAUAACUGAAGGGCUCCGCCCCCCAAAUGCUCAAGGACGCUAUUUCUAUGAAAGAGGAUCCUGUAUUGAGGUUCAUAUGCAUUGUGAAGCCACAUCCAUGACUGCUAUUGUGAAAGUGAUCACGCCAUUCAGGGGGAGACUGUACGCACUAGGCCAUCCCUACGAAUGUUAUGCUGUUUCAGUUAGAGCCAAUGGGGAAGUUGCUCUUACUAUGCCUUUGCAUGGACGCACAUGUGGAACUAAAAAUUUGGGAAAUGGAACAUUUGUAAACAGCGUAGUCGUUCAGCAUCACCCUUUCGUCUUACGAAGCACAGAUCGGAGAAUAGAUGUUGCCUGUGAUUAUGAAGAAGUUCAACGAAAGCUUCGAGGUGGUAAACAAGUCUUAGAAGGAGACCUGCAAAGCUUGACCCAGGUCAUCACUGGACUGGCCGCAACACCCCCUGUCCGACUGCGAGUUGUCAACGCUUCUGGCUAUGAAGUGAGAGGCGUGGAACUGGGAGAGCAACUCUACCUGAAAGUGGAAAUGUUGGAUGAAAGUGUCUUCGGCAUUUUUGGGAGUGGAUUGCUGGCCAGAAGCGGAAUGGGUACGGAGACGGUCAUGCUCAUUGACGACAGGGGUUGUCCCGUUGAGCCUGCAAUCUUCCCAGCUUUAGAGAAAUCAGGGGAUUCAAAAUCCUUAGUGGCUCCAUUUCAAGCCUUUAAAUUUGCAUCGGAAAGCACAGUCAAGUUCCAGUUGACCGUCUCCUUUUGUUUAGAUGUCUGCACCCCUGUACGAUGUGAGGACGAAGGUACCAAAGAGGUCCACCAGUCUUAUGGAAGAAGAAAGAGGUCCAGGGACCUCUCGGACACCCAGUCCCUAGAGCUGCAGUCCGGCGAUGUCGUUACCGAUAUAACCAUGGAGACCCCGCUGUUUGUGGUGAGCAGCGGAAAGCACCCACAAUCAUCCGAGAUGAGCAAUCAGCGUAAAUUUACCACGACGUCAGAGGGAAUCGAAGCCAUCCAGCUGACAGAGAUGGGCUUGUGCUUGACUCGUCCCGUCUUGUACACUGCAGUCUUGGUGGGAAGUGUAGCCCAGGUGGUCUUCUUCGGUCUCUGCAUCCUCUUCCUGGUGUUCGUGCGCAAGGCUAGGAGGAUGACUGGCCAACCCAUCGGUUACAUGAGCAGUCGUGGAUCAGUCUCCAGCAAACAAGAACUUUGUGCAAGCUCGUAGCCUAUAAGAGACAAAUCAGAUUGAGCGUGUACCAAAAUGAAUUAAUGAACAUUUGUAAAUGGAUGAACAAAGCUUUUUGAGUAUGUAAUACCCCUACAUAAUCCUGGAUAGAAAUUAAUGGGUUAUCGACAAAUUCAAUCGGCGCUGUAAAUUUACCAGUUUCCGAGAAGUUGGCAACUGAUCUUGGUAGAGAUGAUGAAGUGAUAAGAAAGCUGCUGACAGAUUAUCAUGGAUGAUUUGUCACCAAAUUUGAAUGCAAUGCCGCCGCAAAAAGCUCAGAUGUUAAUUUCUCGAAGUCAAGCUAUAGAUUUCUAAUUUUUUGUAUUGUUUCAUGAAUACAGGGAUUUGAAAAAAAUUUUCACUUUAAAUUUGUAAGGCUUUCGAAUAUCUAAAAAAAACAACAAACCUUAAUUAGAUAUGUGUUUAAUUCUGAAAUUCAAUAAUUAUGACUAAAUCUUUAGUAAUAUUUUUUUAAAAAUUAAUACUAAACUUUUUUUUAAACAAAAUUCCGAAAUAUUUUUUUGAAAACCAUUUCAAAAUGUGAUUUGUAAAAUAUGGAAUUCAAUCCAAUAAAUCUUAUUUUUCAAAACAAAAGUCUGAUAACAAUAAGAAUAUAAUAAUUCAUAAAUUAUUGGAAUUAAUUUGAACCAAAUUAAAAUUGGAUUCCAAUGAAUUUUUAUCGGUCAUCUCAGCAAGAUUGAAAUGAAAUAAGUACUCCCCUUAAGCCUUUUAUCUAUAUCCAGGAUUAUGUUGCACUUUGAAACAUACCGGAAGCUUUCCGUAAAGGAAACAAGAGACAUUACGCUAGCGAAACAAUCUUCACAUCUCGUUCCCUUCUCUUUUAUAUAUAUAAAUAUAUAUAAAGAAGCAAUUGUGCUAAAAAUGGGAAAAUAAACGCCUUUCCGCUAAAAGUAAAACGCAUUAUUAUUGAUCAAGAAGCUUGUGAUAACUCAAGAGGUUUUUUGGGUAGAGACGUUUUCACCGGUUGAAAUCGUUGCUGAAGCAUAGUUGACCGAUAAUUGCUGAUAUGCAAAGAUCUUAUCAGAUAAAAGACUGUGAACGCAUGCAUAAAUAUACGAAAUACGGCAGAUAAAAAUUAAUACAAUGUUUCAAUAUUAUCAUAUGUUGAUGUAUUUUUUAUCGUGAAGAAAUGCGGUAGCUUACUUAAGAAAUUUUCGCUGAAUGUACCGCUGUGAAAAUUGUUGAUGCUUUUUUUUUUUUUUAUCACCAGGCAAGAACAUUGCAGUUGUUUCUUUUUCCUUUAAUAUUGCAACUUCGUAGUUGCAAUUUAAAAUUAAAUGUGCAAUAACCAUGUCUCCGAGUUAUUAUUUUAUUUAUUUUUUAUUAUCAAAAUCAAUAGGACUAUUUCAUUUUCGUGAAUGCAAAAAAGAACUAAGAUAUGGAACCAACAAAAGUUUCUUUUAACAGAAUUUUUUAAUUGCUGGAAAUGAAUCUAUCAUUUAAAAGUUUAAAAUUUAGAUAUAAACAAAAACAGUGGCACUUGUAAUGUAAAUUUCAUAAAUUUAAAGUCAAUGAAUUCGAUCGAAUCAUUGAUAAAGAUGAUAUAGCAAAAUUAAAAUUCAUCAAUCAAAGUAGAUAAAGCAAUUAUAAAUUAUGUUUUAAAUUAUUUU
Molecule: messenger RNA, 4062 nt
Organism: Argiope bruennichi
Lineage: Eukaryota; Metazoa; Arthropoda; Arachnida; Araneae; Araneidae
Exons: 12
Coding region: 392-2431 (679 amino acids)
Source: RefSeq, a predicted model, not a curated record